Molecule: messenger RNA, 2565 nt
Organism: Pteronotus mesoamericanus
Lineage: Eukaryota; Metazoa; Chordata; Mammalia; Chiroptera; Mormoopidae
Gene: COL13A1
Product: collagen type XIII alpha 1 chain
Exons: 41
Coding region: 1-2190 (729 amino acids)
Source: RefSeq, a predicted model, not a curated record
AUGGUAGCGGAGCGCGCCCGCAAAGCUGCAGCCGCGGGUGCCCGCGGCCCUGGCGAGCUGGGUGCUCCCGGGACGCUGACGGCUCUGGCGGUGGCGCCGGCUGAGCGCUGCGCGCGGCUGCCGAGCCCGGGGUCCUGCGGGCUGCUGGCGCUGACCCUUUGCUCGCUCGCGCUCAGCCUUCUCGCCCACUUUCGGACCGCGGAGCUGCAGGCCCGGGUGCUGCGCCUGGAAGCGGAGUGUGGGGAGCAGCAAAUGGAGACGGCUAUUUUGGGACGAGUUAACCAACUGCUGGAUGAGAAAUGGAAGCUCCACUCUCGGAGGCGCCGGGAGGCCCCGAAGACGUCUCCAGGGUGUCAUUGCCCACCAGGACCUCCUGGUCCUAUUGGAAGACCUGGCCUCCCGGGGGACAAAGGUGCCAUUGGGAUGCCUGGACGUGUGGGAGUAAAGGGCCAACCAGGUGAGAAGGGGGCCCCAGGAGAUGCCGGGAUGUCCAUCAUUGGUCCUCGCGGCCCCCCCGGUCAGCCGGGCACUCGAGGUUUUCCCGGAUUUCCGGGUCCCAUUGGGCUGGAUGGAAAACCGGGCUACCCCGGACCCAAAGGGGAGAUGGGCCUGAUGGGUCCCCGAGGACAGCCGGGACCUCAAGGAGAAAAAGGAGAAAAGGGUCAGUGUGGCGAGUACCCACACCGGCUGCUGCCUCUCCUCAAUUCAGUGCGACUGGCUCCACCCCCAGUCAUAAAAAGGCGGACCUUCCAGGGUGAACAGGGCCAGGCCGGUAUCCAAGGCCCACCAGGGCCACCAGGCCCCCCUGGACCAAGUGGACCUCAGGGGCAUCCAGGACUGACAGGGCCCAUGGGGCCACGUGGCUUUCCUGGGCCUCCUGGACCGAAGGGAGACCCGGGGAUCCAGGGCUACCACGGCCGGAAGGGAGAACGGGGCAUGCCAGGGAUGCCGGGCAAACACGGAGCGAAGGGGGCUCCGGGCAUCUCCGUGGCUGGGAUGAAGGGAGAACCAGGGACCCCGGGAGCCAAGGGAGACCCAGGAGCAGCAGGGAAGCCGGGGCCCCCAGGUUUGCCGGGAAAGAGGGGACAGAGGGGUGAGAAGGGGGCUGCAGGCUCCCCCGGGCUACUUGGCCUCCUGGGGCAGAAGGGAGAGAAAGGUGAUGCUGGCAAUUCCAUUGGAGGAGGCAGAGGGGAUCCUGGUCCCCCAGGGCUCCCCGGGCCGCCAGGGCCAAAGGGAGAAGCUGGUGUCAGUGGCCAGGCCGGCCCCCCUGGACAGCAGGGAAACAAGGGGGACCCUGGAGCACCUGGAGAACAGGGACCUGCUGGCCCCAAGGGCUCCAAGGGAGAGCCAGGGAAAGGAGAGACGGUGGAUUGCAGUGCCAGCAUCAACGAGGCUCUCCAGGAGAUGCCAACGCUGACCUUGAUCGGGCCCCCGGGUCCUCCUGGACAAAUCGGCCCUCCUGGAGCUCCGGGGAUCCCAGGCCAGAAGGGGGAGAUUGGACUGCCAGGUGCUCCAGGACACGAUGGAGAAAAGGGACCUCGAGGCAAACCAGGGGACAUGGGCCCUCCUGGUCCCCAAGGCCCCCCAGGAAAGCCGGGGCCUGCAGGAAUAAAGGGAGAAGAUGGACACCCAGGGAGUCCAGGAGAGAAGGGGGAGAAAGGGGAGACGGGACAGGCCGGCCCACCGGGAGAGAAAGGAGAACCUGGGGAAAAGGGUGAUCCAGGAGUAGAGGUUCCUGGGCCACCAGGGCCAGAGGGGCCUCCCGGACCUCCGGGGCUCCAAGGCAUUCCUGGACCAAAGGGAGAAGCAGGACUAGAUGGAGCAAAAGGAGAGAAGGGUGUCCAGGGAGAAAAAGGAGACCGAGGUCCUCUGGGAUUACCCGGAGCUUCAGGUUUGGACGGCAGGCCUGGGCCACCGGGUACUCCAGGACCAAUUGGAGUUCCAGGCCCUGCGGGACCAAAGGGCGAGAGGGGCAGCAAAGGCGACCCUGGGAUGACAGGACCAACGGGAGCAGCUGGGCUUCCUGGUUUACAUGGACCACCCGGGGACAAAGGAAACCGGGGGGAGAGGGGGAAGAAAGGCUCUAGAGGGCCUAAAGGGGAUAAGGGAGACCAAGGAGCGCCUGGAUUAGAUGCCCCCUGUCCAUUGGGCGAGGACGGCUUACCAGUCCAGGGCUGCUGGAACAAGUGAUGCCUCUAACUUGGGAUUGGCCUGUGUGUGUGUUUGUACAUAGAAUAUUUAUUUUUAUACAGUUUUUACUUUUUGAAAAUGCCAGAAGUAUGAUGCAUCUUACAGAUUAUUAAAAAAGUAAAAACCUGCAUAUUUUGUACAGAAAAUACCAACAUCUCUUCUUUCGUUUACAAGAUGUUUUGUAUAAGUCUACGACUCUAAUACACUUUUUGUUUCUGAUGUGGUCAUAUGUUUGCAUGAUAUUUGUGCACACUUAUUAAGUAUUGAAACUUAAUAAAUUAUUGCAUUCUGGUGCCAAAGGGACCCUACCAGCACUAAGGUACUGGCUUUUGCGGUAUGAAUCCACAAAAACAUGAAAGUCUGUGGUGUUUACCA